Molecule: messenger RNA, 1066 nt
Organism: Spodoptera exigua (beet armyworm)
Lineage: Eukaryota; Metazoa; Arthropoda; Insecta; Lepidoptera; Noctuidae
Source: the annotation of a GenBank genome assembly
CAACACCAAAUCUGUACGUCAACACCGUCAACACGACGUUAAAAAAUGAAGUUUCGUGAUUUUGAUUAGAAUAAAAUUCGAUUUAUUUAAAGUUCUCACUGAAUUAUAAAUAAAAAUGUCACCAGAAAUAGUUGAUACUAGUGCUCGUUACACUGGGGAAGUUUUCUUACCCAGUUGUCAUUUGUAAACGUGUAAAACAUUCAAUAUUUUUAACAUCAAUCGCCAGUAACUAACCAACCAUGGAGGGCACAAUCUCACAGAAUUUUGCAAAUAUACUCAGCACCCUGACUAUCCUGUCAUGCCUCUUCCUAAAAGUACCACAGAUUAUGUACAUAAAAGAAAAAAAAUCAGCAGAGGGAAUCUACAUACAGGCUAUGCUUAUGGAAAUAUUUGGGUUCUCCAUAAUGACAUUAUACAACUUUACGAACAACUACGGCAUCAUGACUUACUUGGAAUACCCGAUAAUACUGCUGCAAGUGUACGUGAUGUUUUACUACGUGCUCAAGUUUAAGAAAAUGCUGCCUUCUUCUGCAGUACCACUCGGUACCCUGGCGUAUUUCUCUACUGUCGUCGGGUUUGUGACAGGCGUUCUACCGAAGGGUAUACUUGGAUAUCUUGUGCCAUUCUGCACUCCUCUGAGCGGCUUCGCGAAGGUGACGUACAUUUAUGGGAUCAUCAAAGAACAGAAUGCUGACGCCGUUUCGUUGACAACAUGGGUUAUAUCAGUCUCAACUAACUUAGCUCGCAUAUUCACGGUCUACGUAGACUCGGCAGACUUCAAGUUGUUGCUAAACUUCUUGGUGUCGACGCUACUGAGCUCUGCAGUGUUGGGAACAGCCAUCUACUACAAGAAAACAAGCAGUCCACAACCAUCAUCUCGAAGGAAGUCUAGCACUAAACACAACCAUUCCGAUUAGGUUUGCUACUUUAUUCUAGGUUCGUAGCUAGUUGGUAUACAGCCAGUCUUAUUAACCUGUCUGUUUGUAGAUUUAUUUGCUUGUUGAAACUGCACUGCUGCUGUGUGGAUCUCUUUAACAAAAUGGUUUUCCCGAAUAACAACUCUUGA